AUGACUAGUUAUAAAAGUUUCAAUGAAACCACAACAUUAUUAUUAACCAAUGAAUCAACAUUAGUAAAUGACUCAACAUUAAUAAAUGAAUUAUCAUUAGAUAAUCUUUGUAAAAAUUUUCAUCUUAUAGUUUUUUUAUGUAUUAUAUUUGUAUUAAUUGUUUCGGCAAAUAUUUCUGUUAUUCUUCAAUUAAGUUGUUCAAAAAAUCGCCAUAGUCGAAUGAGCUUUUUUUUAUUAAACCUUGCUUAUGCUGAUUUAUUUGUUGGUAUUAUUAUUGUCACUCGUGAUAUAAUUGAAAAAAGUUGUAUACCAUUCAGACUCGGUUCGAUCGGAUGUCGAUUGAUCAGUUUUAUACAAGGAACAAUUGCUUAUAAUUCAAGUUAUGUACUUGUUUGUGUAGCGAUUGAUCGUCUCAAUGCAAUUAUUCGACCUAUGGAUGUUCGAACAGCAUCUUCAGCAUUUCGAUAUUCAUUGAUAAGUGCAUCAUGGUUUAUUUCAAUGACAUUUGCUUCCGCUCAAUUAUAUUUACGAGAUAUCGAUACAAUACGAGAUAUACCAAUAUGUGGUAAUCGAUCGGAUGUUCAAAAUUGGAAUGCAUAUGUCUAUUUUCUUUUUAUUUCUCUUUAUCUUGCUCCAUUGAUUGUUAUGACAGCAUCAUAUGUGAUUAUUAUUGUAAUAAUAUGGCAAAAAAGUUCUGUUAAAAUUGAAGAUGGUUUAUCUAAUAAACGAAAUGAAAAAUCUCGAAUACGUCGACUUCUUUCAUCAAAAAAAUCAACUUCAAACGAUGAUCAUCAAAUUGAAUCAAGUAUUCGAGAUGUACGAUCACUUGGUGUUAUACCGCGAGCUAAAAUUAAAACAAUUAAAAUGACCUUAGUCAUUGUUAUUGCUUUUACUGCUUGUUGGUCGCCUUAUUUUAUUCUAAUGAUAAUGCAUGCGCUCAAUUUAAUUCAACAUUCAUUUCUUAUAAGAGUUACAUCAUCAUUAUGUUAUAUGAAUUCAUUAGCUAAUCCACUUAUUUAUUGGCUUUUUGCAACUAAUUUUUGUCUUCGACUCAGAGAAAAAUCUGGUUGUCAUCAUCAAUUAAAAAAAAUAACAUUAACAACUAAUGGAGCAGAUAGAAGACGUUGUUCAAUAUUAGAAACUCGACAUAGUAUUGGAAGUGUAAAACAUCAACGUCAACCUUCAGAAGAUUAUCAUCGUGCACAUAAUCCACGUAUACCACUAACACCUACAGUACCUUUACCUCGUCAUUUAAACUGUCGUACAUCAAUAUCAACACCAAAUUAUACACAAACAAAUAAACGUAUUGUUCAACAACAACAACAACAAAAUUCACAAGCAUCACUUUUAUAUGAUUAUCAACAGCAUCAUCUUUAA
This is a messenger RNA of Adineta steineri, 1377 nucleotides long. NCBI's taxonomy places the organism in Eukaryota, Metazoa, Rotifera, Eurotatoria, Adinetida, Adinetidae. The record is from the annotation of a GenBank genome assembly.